This is a messenger RNA of Nelumbo nucifera (sacred lotus), 1542 nucleotides long. Its product is annotated as pentatricopeptide repeat-containing protein At5g08305-like. The record is from RefSeq and is a predicted model, not a curated record. Gene Ontology annotation, biological process: RNA modification. Gene Ontology annotation, molecular function: RNA binding; protein binding. Lineage: Eukaryota; Viridiplantae; Streptophyta; Magnoliopsida; Proteales; Nelumbonaceae.
AUGGCUCUGGUGCUUUGUCCAAUGAGUUGCAUUCUGUCACCGCCACAUAGCUCGCCGCCCACAACCAGCUUACGCGAAUGGAACCGAGCCAUUAAGCACCAGGUUCUAGAGGGAAAACUGGCGGGGGCAAUCCUAUUGUAUACAAAGAUGCAGGAGACUGUUUUGUCGGGCGACAAUUUUACGUUCCCUCUGCUGCUUAAAGCAGCUGGAAACCUUGGUUCUCCCCAAUUGGGCUUGGCGCUCCAUGGCCAAACAGUAAAGACAGGCUUCUCGAUACAUGUUUUUGUCCAAACUGCUCUUCUCAAUAUGUAUUCUAACCUUGGCUAUGUGGAGAGUUCGAGGACAGUGUUUGAUAAUAUACAGUGGAAGGACAUCGUUGCUUGGAAUUCCAUGCUUCGGCGUUAUGCUUCCUGUGGUCAGAUGGACAAUGCUGAGGAAUUAUAUCAUUUGAUGCCCUGCAGAGACCAGUUGUCCUUCAAUAUCAUGAUCUCUGGCUAUGCGAGUAUGGGAAAUGUCGAAUGUACAAGGCGUAUGUUUGAUGCAGUUCCUACUAAAGAUGUUGUCUCUUGGAACUCGGUGAUCUUAGCAUGUACCAAGGCCGGUGACAUGGAGUUGGCUCGCAAGUUGUUUGAUGAAAUGCAGGAAAGAAGUGUUGUUUCAUGGAACACAAUGAUAAGCGGUUACCUGCAGUCUCAACGUUAUGCUGAUGCUGUUGAUAUGUUUAACAGUAUGAAGACUGGUAAUAUUGUUCCUAAUCAUCUAACUUUGAAGAUUGUGCUAUCUGCUUGUGCUCAUUUGGGAUCACUGGAGACAGGUUUAAAGAUACACGCCCAUGCCAUGAUUCUAGAACCAGAUGCCCAUGUGGUGACCGCUCUGAUAGACAUGUAUUCCAAGUGUGGGAGCAUAGAGAGAGCCUUAGAAGUGUUCUACAAGUCUGAAAUGAGGGAGUGGGACAUAUACUGUUGGAAUGCCAUGAUCUCUGGACUUGCACUUCAUGGUUAUGGCCAAGCUGCUCUAAGACUAUUCGAUGAUAUGAAAGACAGACACAUAAGGCCUGAUGAUAUCACCUUUGUUGCCCUUCUAAGUGCGUGUAGUCAUGCAGGUUUGGUUGAGGAGGGCUACCAGAUAUUUGAGUCCAUGGAGGACUUUGGGGUCCUGCCCAAGAUGGAACAUUAUGCGUGUAUGGUUGAUCUUCUGGGUCGAGCUGGUCUCCUUGACCUUGCAUACAGUUUCAUGAAAGUCAUGCCGUUUGAACCUGGUGCAACUGUGUUAGGCGCUUUGCUUAGCUCUUGUCUGGUUCAUGGGGAUGCUGAAUUGGCAGAAACUGUAUCAAAGCAUAUCAUCGAUAAGGUCGGUUGUCUGAGCGAUGGAGAGUACAUGAUGCUCUCUAACAUGUUUGCAUUGCAUGGUAGAUGGAAAGAAGCAGAUGAUUGGAGAAGAAUGAUGAAAGAAGCAGGGAUUAGUAAAGUUGCUGGUUGUAGUACUAUAGAGGUCAAUGGUAGAAUGUACAGAUUUCUGGCCGGAGACAGAGAAGGUGGUUAA